Molecule: messenger RNA, 1404 nt
Organism: Nematocida major
Lineage: Eukaryota; Fungi; Microsporidia
Exons: 1
Coding region: 1-1404 (467 amino acids)
Source: RefSeq, a predicted model, not a curated record
AUGAUGCGAUCAGAAACAACUCCUAUUAAGAAGCUACUAAUUGUACUAACAGCCUUGCUGGCUGCAUGCGUGAUUGUGGUUCUUCCAUUUUUCGGCUUCAAAUGGAGCUCCAAGUCUAAAAAAGACGAUGUGGUGUGCGAGAAGAUUGGGCUAGAUGCUCCGCUUCUCCUGGAUGGCUCCUGCGAGAUGCCUGGCAAGAAGUCUCACGACGGGUGCCAAGAUGCAUCGACCAUGUGGAGCAACCCUCAGAAAGGCCUGGCCACUGUGUUUGAGAAGGAGAAUAUCAUCCCUGCGCGAUCCGCCAAGACCGAAGAGAAAUCCAAGCAGCCUUCUUUCUAUGAAAAAGUUCUUUCAUACUUUAGAAGAAAAACCCCAGAGGCACUGAGCAGCCUGGAGCUGACUCCAGAAGAAAUGGCUAUACAACUGAAAAGCAGCGAAAACAUUCUUAUCAACUACGAUGCUGGCCUGGUUAGGAAAAUCAAUGCAAUGAAGUCCAAACAGAAGCAGAUGAUCAUAGUAGACAUCAGAAGACUCACUCUUAUGCUGUCCACCCUUCUUCCAUCUGAGUCUUCCCUGAUGGAAGAGUCCAACAACCUGUUCUGGCUGACCGUCUACAUUUCCGGAGAUCUGAUGAUCGACUGGAUGGCGUACACCCUGUCCGUGGAAGAGCUUAUGGACAUUAGGAACAGCCUGAGCGCCCUGUGCUCUUCCGUGGAGGAGCCCUCGGACAUCCGGAUGGAGAUGUUUGCAAUUCUGAAGAGGUUUGUCCAGGAUAUUUCGAAGAAAACGGAAUUCGGGGGAAACAUCACCUCCACAAGAGAAGAUAUAGCGCGCAUUUUGAAGGAGUACAAGUCUGAGCAGGAAAUGGUUGGCCUUACAGACGAGUCGUGCGAGACCGAGAAGCUUUUGCUGGCUCUGGACGUUCUUUCAUACCUUAUCCCAAUGACGAGCGAGUCCAACAACGAAAUCCAGAAAACAGUUCAAACUGUUAGAGAGAAGCUUGUCAACGCAAUCCAGUCAACAGCCAGAAGGCAGAUGAACGACUACCUGCUUGUAACCAAGAGAAGCAACUGCAUGGUGAUUGCAGCCAUAAACGAGUACAUGCGCUUCCUUUCCGACCUUGAGCAGUACAUUGGAGUCAACCUGGUUUCUUCAGAGCACCUCAAGAACAUCAAGAAGGCCAACAACUCCACCUUCUCUUACGACAUUAAGGAGAGCAUGCCAGCGUCCGACGUCAUUAAGACAGUGAACAGAAUGAUUGCAUUUGCCAACGAGCUGUUCAAGCAGUACGUCCACCUCUUGAACACCAAGGAGGGAGAAAACACGUACAACAUUUUUUUAUUGGACAGCAAUGACUUGAGCGAAAACCCGCUAGAGGAGAGCGCGGAAGUCGAAGACGAGUAA